CCGAAAACGUGCUAUGUUGUGACUGAAUGGGACAUCGUCCGUUGAAACAGCUCCAGUUUCGACUGGAACACAUGUUUAGACAGGCAGGCUGUGUCAUUUACUAAACUUCUCAUGGCUUUUACAUUGCAGUGGCCGCAGCUCUAAAGACUCGGAACGCCACCUGUUAGCCUCAACUGUUAAGCUAACGGCUAAUAAAGCCGAGGGGGAGUAACCAAAACAAGAAGGUAGCCCGCUGCUGGUAAACUGAAAUACAACGUUUUGACUUGUACGAAAGCUGCUAACAUGUCGGCCGUGGCAAACGACUCGAGGAAACGGAGCAAGAAGCGGUACGUGGCCGGCCACCACAACAAGCGGUGGAAGGGCUCCCGGGAGCUGGAGGUGGGCAUGCAGGGUAUUCUCAUCACAUGCAACAUGAACGAGAGGAAGUGCACAGCGGAGGCCUUCAAUCUGCUCAAUGAAUACGCCGACAAGCUGUUUGGGCCUGAGAAGUUGCAAGAUCAUAACGGGAGCAGCAGUGAAGAAGAGGAGGCUGAUGAGGAAGAUGUUGACGUAGCGCUGAAGAAGGAAGUGGCACAGCUGCAGGCAUCUGGAGCUAAACAGGAGAGGCGCUUCCAGGCUUUGGAGAGUGGAGCAAACAAUGUCAUCUUCAUCAAAACUCAAAAUCUGGAAUCUGACAAGCUGGUUCAUCACAUCCUGUCUGAUCUCCACACCACCAAGAAGAAAAAGUCGCGUGUGAUCCUUCGGAUGCUUCCAGUAACCGGAACAUGCAAGGCCUUCCAGGAUGACAUGGUGAAGUACCUCACCACUUUCCUGGAGCCUUGGUUCAAAACCCCAAACUGUGCUACCUACCAGAUCGCCUUCAAGGCCCGCAACAGCAGCCACAACAAGAGAGACGAGAUCAUCAAAUCAAUUGCAGGUCUAGUGGGGAAGCUGAACCCGAAGAACAAGGUCGAUUUGACCAACCCAGAACUGACAAUCAUUGUGGAGGUCAUCAAGGCUGUGUGUUGCAUCAGUGUGGUAAAAGACUAUACGCUGUAUAGAAAGUAUAAUGUCCAGGAAGUAGUGAAAGAAGACACACCAAAGCCCGACGUGACCACAGGAAAAACAGAUGUGAAUGCAGCUGAACCGAAGGAGAAACACGAUACAGAGGAGACAAAGAACGAAGAGACGAAGGGCGAAGAAGACAGUGACAAAAGUGUGCCGCAGGACAAGGAGGUUGAUAAGGGUGAAGGCGAUGGCGAGUAAGAGCUCAUGUUUAGAGAAACUGAUUGUCAGUUGGAGCGUUAGAUUUUAAAUUUCUUUCAAAAGAAACAUCUCAAGUUGCUUUAUAUUGUAGUGCUUUUGUUUUAAAUAGAGGGUCCACAUACUCAAGGAAAUAAUGAGGUUAGUCAAACAGAAUCCAAAUAGAAUUUAAUGUCUUUUUUUUAAUUCAUUGGUUCCAACUUCACUGAGAUGUCCGUUUUAAAUAGCGGUGAAUUUGAAUUAACUGCACACGCCUCCGCUCUGCAGCUUAACUUUGCCGUCAGCUGACAGUUUUUUAAUGCUGAAUUUGAUUUUUUUUUUAUUUUAGUGUCAUUUUAUUUUUGACUUUUUUUUACUCCAAAGAAAAUAGUUUUGUUCAGGUUAGCUGGUGCGUCACGUUUUUUGUAACUGUUAUUUCUUAAAGCAGUCCCUGGAUUAAAGCUACCUGUGUGUUUGACUGGUUUUGCCAAAUAUCCUUUACUCAUUUUAUGGUACUCUAUACUUGAGGAAAAGACAGAAAGGUCAAAGCUAUUUAAACUUAAAAAAUCUGCUACUUCACACCUGCAGGAUGUCAAUGAUCCAACAUUUCAUAUCAUGUGCUGAAAUAUCCUGUUUGACAUUGUAUUUUGCGUAACACCACCGUCAUUGAGCUGGUAGUUCUUCUUUGUGCCACAAGAUGGCGUUAAUCCCUCAUUUUGUAGAGACGUGGAUGUGAGUGUGUGACAGGUGUACUGUGGUCGUUGUUCAUGGAUGACUCAUUUAUUAAAAUUUUUGAUACAGUUCACACUAAUGUUCUUUCCUACAGCACCUUCUGGUAAAAAUAGCUGCUUUAGGUCAUUUUCUAACUGUCUUGCAGUGGUUUGUAAUGAACAAUAGACUUUCAUAUCAGUUUAGAAAGACUACACACCUCAUACAUGGUUUAUUAUUCAAUGUAUGUAUUUGACAGCAGAAAAGUGAUAAACUACGGCAACCUGUGAUGCUAAAAAACUGCAUUGGUUUUGAGUGAGUUGG
Molecule: messenger RNA, 2253 nt
Organism: Chelmon rostratus (copperband butterflyfish)
Lineage: Eukaryota; Metazoa; Chordata; Actinopteri; Chaetodontiformes; Chaetodontidae
Gene: thumpd1
Product: THUMP domain containing 1
Exons: 5
Coding region: 283-1245 (320 amino acids)
Biological process (GO): tRNA modification
Molecular function (GO): RNA binding
Source: RefSeq, a predicted model, not a curated record